Messenger RNA from Pristis pectinata (smalltooth sawfish), 8826 nucleotides. RefSeq names its product cilia- and flagella-associated protein 46. The record is from RefSeq and is a predicted model, not a curated record. Gene Ontology annotation, molecular function: protein binding. Bases 293 to 8464 code for a protein of 2723 amino acids. The transcript has 60 exons. Lineage: Eukaryota; Metazoa; Chordata; Chondrichthyes; Rhinopristiformes; Pristidae. Gene Ontology annotation, biological process: cilium movement involved in cell motility; axoneme assembly.
AUGGGGAGUGCGCCCUAUUGGUUGGUGGCGAGAGAGAGAGAGGGAGAGAGAGAGAGAUAGAGGAAGUGCGUCCCGUUGCCCGGAUACCGGCGCCGGGCAGCGGCGGCGACCAGCGGGUCGAACUCCCGGACCAGGCGCUGGGCCGCGCUCUCGACCGUGCAGCACCCAGGGUCGACUGUGCUGCAGCCGCAGAUCGGAGUUGUUUCCCGCUCCCCCCGGGCUCGGUUGCAGCGCCCUUGAUUCGGUUCAGUUCGGAGUUGAGGGCGGCGGAUUCCCCUCACUCGGCUGCAGGAUGGACAUGAGCAUCAGGCACCUGCUUGCAGAGGCGGCAGUCUGCGGCAGCGAUUUAAGUACUUUGAAGAAAGCUUACAACUUAAUAAAAGAAGCCACUGCAGAGAGAACUACAUUGGCUAGAGUGGAGAUUCUUAACCCAGAUUUAUAUGUGCAGUGUGCAGAACUGGCUUUGCAGUUUAAACAGGAAGAUAUUAGCCAGGAUUGCCUGACCAUGUACUUUGAGGGAACACGCCCUUAUAAUCAGUUCUUGUGUAGGGCAUGCCUUUGCCAAGCUCAACUCUAUGCUCCGAAAUCUGCUGCAAACCAAAAUGAAUUGAAUAAGGCUGUACGGUACAUACAUGAGGCCAUAAAACAUGCAAGAAAGGAAAGCAGAUACUACUUUCUUAUUUACAAUGCAUCUGUUAUAUAUUGGAGGAUAAUAAGGCCAUUUUUAAAGCCAGGCUUCUAUACCCAUGUGAUCUCAAGUCUUUCUGAAGUAAUAAAAUCGUUGCAAAUGACUGAAGAUUUGGAUUAUGAAUGGCUUGCUCAAUUAAUGAUAGCACUAAUUGAAUGUUACUUGGAUGAAGGAAAAAUGCAAGAAGCAACAAACUUUUCAAACAGUACUGCAAACUUUAUUAAACUGAAUGUUCCACAUAUGUACCCAAAGAUAGUUUCUAUUCAGGUAUUUCACAAUCUUGAGGAUUUUAACAAAGUGAGUAAAGAGUUGAAAGGGUCGGUUCAUCUGACAGCAAUUUGCAAGAUUCAGAGGUUGAAAUUUAAAAUUAAAGAAAGGGACAUUUCGCUAAACCUCACAGUUCAACUGAAUCAGAUACAUCAACUUAUAAAAUCAUGUGAAACAGCCUCAACAACAAGUUUUGGUGGUCUGUCAGAUACACAUCUCCCAUCAUCUACUGCCCAGCUGACUGAAGAUGAAAGGCUGUCUUUGCUGUUGGAGUUGGCCCAUCUUGCAUUAGAAGUAAAACAUUUUGAUAUGGCAUCAUAUUCUAUUAAUGACCUCAAAAAGCAUGAACUAAAAGAUAAAGCAACAGCAAUGGAAAUUGAGUGUUUGGAAUCUGAACUUGAAAUACAAAGGCUGGGAAAAAAAGCAGAGAAAUGCACCAAGAGCUUUGUAGAGCAUUCCUUGAGAGUAAUUAAGCGAAUAGAUCAAGUCCUGCAGAAUGCUAUACGUGAGGGAAAUGGAAAUCUAAUUCAGACUGUUUGUGUGACUCAGUGGAAUCUUUGUCUACCUUUGCUUGAACCUAAUUUGCGAAAGCAUGUGUACAAACCACUGGUCAAUGUGGCAACAGCUCUUAAUGAUCUCGACAGUUUGUUGGUUCAGCUGCGUUGCCAAGUUCAUAUAGAAAUAGCUCAGAUUGAGGAGGAUGAAAAUCGGAUAGAGGUUGCCAUGGAACAACUCAAAAAAGCAUUUCAACUCAACGACAGAGGGCCGUACAAGAAUUACAUCAAACAAACAAUGCACCGUUUGCAGCUGUACUCAUCAGUUUAUGAAUUUCCGAAACUCCCAGAGGAUCAAGCCAUCCUGAUCAUUGAACAGGUCAAAAGAUACAAUGACUUGAAAUGUGGCCAAAACAAUCGAUCUUUGAUGAUUAAGGCUGGAGAAGCUCUUGCUCCUAUUUCUUUUCAACAGGUUCUGGAUAGUGAAAAUAAGGCUAAAGUUUUUGUAGGCCGUAGUAACACAGGCUUAAUUGGUUUACUUGCUGCCAAAGUCGAAAAUUACAUGAAUUGUAUACAGAAGACCGAAGGACACCUGGAAAGACUCGAAGAUGUAAAUGAUAAAUUGAGGGUGGGAAUUUGGACUGAUUUAGUCAAAGUUGCUCGUAAGCAAGAAAUUUGGGAUGUCUGCCGUGCUGCAUGUCAAUUUUGCCUAUUAUAUGAUGAUGGACGAUGGAAACUGGAAAAAAGUGAGGAAGGUGAUAGCUCAAUAAAUAUUACUGUCUCUGAUGCACAGUUAUACAGCAGUCAUAGGAUCUCAUCAUCGUUACAUUCUUCACGCAAAACAUUUUAUUCUAACGUUGAUGUAAUCAGACUACUUGCUGACAUACACUUCAUUAAAGGAGAGGCAACUAUUCAUUUGCUAAGAUCAGAGGGUGCAGAGUUCAACAACAUGGCAGUUUUCCCAGGAGAGAAACAAACACAUUCAACAGGUUUUGUAGCCAAAAAUUUAGAGGAAUCUCCAGAAUGGAUAACAUACAGAAACUGGAUAGAUUAUCUGUCCUAUUCUGCCACAAAGAGCUUUCUACGAGCUGCAGAACUGGGCGUGCAAUUAAAUGAAGCAAUAAUUGUAUGUAAUGCAGCAGUCUAUAUCUGGAAUUAUAAUCACCACCUACAAGUUGCUGGGAGAUAUAAGGAACUUGUGAAACCAUUUCAGACACUUCUUGAUGCAUUAAAAAAAACAGGACAUUGUGGGGAAACUGUGAUUUUAGUAAUGCUAUGCAAUGGUCUAUGUCAAGGCUUGAUUCAACCUUGGAUACCCAGUCCAACUAACAUUGAAAAAAGUGAAUCUGGCAAGGGUUCUCCACCUUCUGCCAAGAAAAAACCACCUGCAAAAAAACCUGAAAAACCAAACGUUCCACAGGUUUUGACUGUUGAUCCUGAAGGUGUUCCUCACUUAAAUGAAGCUCUCCAGAUCUGUGAAUUUGCGUUACGCAUUACAAAUGGAAGAGUGCCCUCUGAUGUUGUUCCUAUUGCUGUGAGAUAUCAGAUUAUAAUCACAUGGGUCAAGAUAAAACAGCUUCUGCAACAACAGAUAGGACUAAAUCUGGGAAGUGAUAAUGAGAUGACAUGGUCAGAGAAAAGACCUGAUGUAGAAGAAGCCCAGCAAAGUAAUGACAGCCAGAGUUCAAUGGUCCAGGUUCUUAUAGCUCUGGAGAUGUAUUCAUGCAAUAGCAACAGACUGAUGAAAUUUACUGUACCCAGUCUUCUUGAGUUGGAAAAUAAAAUAUCAAGUUGUAACUGGACUGAUAAACUGCUGGAGCUGGAGGUAUGGACACGUUUGAUGCAACUUGCUUACGUGAAUAACGAUAACCCCCUAGUAAUGCAGUGUGCCCAGAAAGCAUUUGAAUUGGAAAAACUUGUUGCUCAAUCUCCUGGUUUUAAGAAACACGAAAAGCAUAAUUAUGCAGUUGAACAUGAAUUGCUGAGUGUUGUUGCCUGUAUCCAAGGGCAGAACUUGAUGAAGACUGGAGCUGGAAAUAGCGAAAUGCAUUUUGCUGCAAUCAAAGCAUUUGAACUGAGUGCAAGCCAUGGCGAAAAAGCUGGAUGUAUGAAGCUUGUAAUGAAUUCAGCAAAACACUUCUGGAAUUCUUGCCUGUCUUUGAUACCAACUAUUGUGGGAAGAAGUAUACUUGAAGAGCCCCUUAAAUCUUUUCUAAACGCUAUCCACAAUACCUACUCCAAAACUAAAAAGGAAGAAGAAAAGGAAGAAAUGACUCAACACCCAACAGUUAAACAUCAAACACAUUAUUCCAUCCUAGAACAAUUAGCAAUAUCUGUUGAUGAUCCUGAAGAUGAUCUCAAGUUAAGGGCAGCAAUGUAUGGUCUUUUAUUCCACAUUAAUGCAAAUAAAGGAGACUGGAAAGCUGGGUUAAAGGUGUUGGACAACGCCAUCAGAGAUAUGCCAAAGACGAAACAAAGGUUGCUUCUUUUCAAGCAUAGAAUUAUGGUAAAUACCAGGCUUGGCCACAAUAUCCAGAUGGAUAUGCAGAAGUUAAAUGACGAAAGUGAAGACCAUGUAUCUUAUAUGUGGCACCGUGUGGCAGUUUUCUCUAAGGAUAUAGCAAAUCAGUUAACUUGCUAUCAGAAUUCAGUUGGUGCAUUGAAGAAGCCAGGAAGUAACUGGCAGAAAAUUGAAGAAUUGAUUGAAUUUGGUGAAUGGUUGUAUUGCAAUGGAUUUCCUGUAACCGAUGCUCUCUGCCAGUUGGACUGGGCAGUAGAUAUACUCCUGAGUAUGAGACUUUGGGUAAAACCCAAGGAGGAUGAAGAAGAGCACUUAAGAAAGGAGAAUAUGCCAAAAAGUGAAAACUUCAUUCCAAUAAAACAUCAGCUACUGAUUGGAGCACAAAGUAUUGACACUAACCUGAUCUUAGCAGAUCUGCAGGAUGUGAGACAACUGGAAACACUGGUUAUAGUACACACUAUAAUGGCAACAAUUGCAGGCCAUGCAUCAUCCCAGCAGCACUGUUUAAUGGCGUAUGCUUAUGUUAUGUGUAUAUGGCAGGUAUCCUUGACAUCUGCAGGGGUACUCAUUAGGGAGUUAACUGCUGCUACUCCUCCAAAGACCACUCGUGCAGAUACAGAAACCAAAUCAAAUAAAUCAAAGGGCAAGAAAGAGUCAGCAUCUGAUGGUCGAGAGAAAUUUAAAUCAAAUCUACCACCUGAAUCUGUACCAGCUAAUCCAGAGGAAUGGGCGCUUUAUAUAUGUCCCAAUGAAGUUCGACAAGCCUUCAAGAGAGGCUCAAGUAGUUCCCUGAUCAACAGGAAAAAUAUCUUGAAACCUACCUACACUUUAUUCUACAUGGAUUUACUAGUGAAAGAGUUGCAAAGCUUAUCGUAUACACACCUGACACUGCCCAUUCUUCAGCUUGAAGAAUUAAUAGCCAGUGAAGUACUGGAUAACAGGAGUCUCUCCGACUUAUACCAUCUCAGGAUUGCCCAGAUAUGUUUAAAGCUGAAUUUGACCCAGGCUGCUCAGUACCAUGAAAGUAUACCAGGAUCAGUAUUCAUCUAUGAUACAGAGCGGGCUAAAUGCCGGCAAGAGAUGAUUCGACUGAAAGAUCUGCAGUUAGGGACUUCAGAAGACAGCAUGCUAACUUCAAAUCGAAACUUACCACCACCACAAACGGUCUCUAACAGCGAAUUGAACAUGCAUUUUACUGCACCUGUGGUAACCAGAAAGAAAUUGAGUGGUGUUUCUGUAAUGGAUGUGUGGAUCAAUAAAGCAGAAGCCUUACUGCAGCUUGGAUUUUACCAGCCUGCCAGAGUUCUGUUAUCAGAGGUCCACAAGGUUGCAAAGGAACUUGAGAACAAAGAAGCUUUGGCAAAUGUUUUCUAUCUUCUGGCAGUUCUAGCUAACCAUGAAAGGAAUUUUGGUCAGGCUAAACUGCUCUUAAAGGAAGCUCAAGACAUUGGAGGAAAUGAAUAUUUCUGGUAUGACGUUAUUACUUGUCUGGUAAAUGCAAUUCUCGGAGAGAAUCUCGAAGGUUCGAAGGAACAGGCUUGCAGGAUCUUAAAACAGGGCAUUGCAGCAUACAAGACUGCUUUAGAAGAGACACCAAAUCGAGCUUCAGUUCUUGAAUUUAUGAUAACUUCAACGGAAGCCAGGUUGACAUCUAUUGAAAUAGAGUCCGUGAAAGCAAUAGGUGAUAUAAAUUUAAAGAAACCUGACAUUAUAGAAAAGCUGGUUUCAGCUUGUGCUAAAAUGGAACAGUAUUCAAACAUUAUGAUGCAACGUGGAUACAGAGAAGAAUCAGUGGAAAUGAUGACUGAAUGUGUUGGUAUACUAAUCGUCAUCGCUAAAUGCAGUGAAGAAGAGGAGAUAAAACAUGCUCAUCUGUUGGAUGCAUAUACACUGAUACAAAGUACCAUCUUGAUUGAAGAAGAUGCUCUCAGUGACUUGAUGAGAUUGUUACCACUCAAAGCGAUGACAGGUGUAAGUUUGCCUCUAAUGAGGAAGCUGGCCUCUCUCAAGUUAAUUUUUGUACAAUUGGUUUUGGACAUGCUUGAACUGGUUACUACAAAAGACAAAAAGGAAGCUGAAACAGCAAAAAACAAAGGAUUGCUACAACUAAUUGUAGAGGAAUUUGUUAGUUCCACACCUGAAUACACUUCUAUAGAAAAGCAAUGGGUGACUGUUUCUAGAUCAUUAGGACAAAAAGCUUUAUCUCAGCUACACAGUGCACAUAGCCUUAGCAGUGGCUCUGAAGAGCUUCAAGCCAAAUGUCUGUAUCUUACUGGGAGAUGUCUUCGGUUGUUAGCUGUCCAGAUAGACCCAAUUAAUCCAGGCUUUGUUUGGGUUCAAGACACCCUGGAAAAUAAAAAUGGGCUGUCAAAGGAAGUGAAAUCCAGAGAAGAAAAUGAAAAAGUUGAAUCAAACUACGAGCAUACAGAUUUGCAUCUCUCAACUCAGGAUGAAAAUGAGCAAGUCGAAUCAGAGCAUGUGCAUUCUGAUAUGCAGCUUUCAGCUCAGCAGCUGGCAAAGUGCAUUGCGAUUGCUGCACAAAUUAAGAAAGAACGGGCCAUUGCUCAGGUGUACCUUGCUCAUGCCAGUGAAGUUUUGUUGCAGUCCAUGAACCAGGCAUUAAACAGCAACCUUACUAAUAUCCUUGCAGCAGCUAGCCUCGACAUGGUUGAAUGUUUUGGACAAUUUGACCCAGUUUCAGCAAGUCAGUAUUUAGCAUUACACCAGAGUUGCUUAGCAUCAAUUAUGCUAAAAGAAGCCUUGAUCAGGACUGGAUAUGAUACCAGCAGUUCCCAACUAGUAGCAUUACUACAUCUUCAACAAAAACUGGAGAAGGAUGGAACUAUGAAAAAUAUGCUCAAGACAGUUAAUGAAAGACUUAGCAGAAAUUUUAAGGCUUGGAAAAAUAUUAUCAUUCAACCACAGCAUCUCAGUUUUCAAAGUGAAUUUCCUUCCAAUUUUAAUAUAUUUGUUCUUCAACAUUCUGAAGACAGAUCUAUGUUAUAUGGAGCACUUCUUGAGAAACCAAAACAAAAACCCAUUGUUGAGAAAAAGGCAAAAGGACGCCAAAGUCCAGGACCAACACAAGCUAAAAUUUUUCGUGUUCCUGUAAAUCCACAAUUAUUUUCAAUUUUAAUUGCAAAAAUCUCCAAUUAUAAGAAUAACUUGGCUCAACAUCUCUUAAAACUUGAAUACCAAUAUAAUCACAUGAUGCAAAGGAAGAAGGUAUUUCAGAAAUUACAUGAAGACAUAAAUCCAGAAAUGAAAACAAAAUCUACAACAGAAUAUGAACAUAAGCUUGAUGAAGAUUUCUCUAGUAUUAUCGAUUCUAUGGAAGAGUACUUGAAUCCUCUUUUGUCACAGUUUGACUUUACAUUUACUCUACCACCGACUCCCCUGGCAACAGGAAUGGAUUCUGGGAAAUCAAAACACAAAAAGAAAGAGGAAAAACCAGUGGGUGGAAAAUCAACUCCAGGUCAAUCUCAAGGUUUAGGAGAAUUUGUAAUCCUUUUGGCUGAUAAGCUAUUGAUGGAACUACCCUUGGAGGCACUGAAGGUCUUGCAGAAAGAUGUAAUCAGUUCCGUUUCAAGAGACUUCUCAUUGCAAUUGCUAUACAAUCGCCAACACAGAGACGAGCCAGAAACUCCAAACACAAAGGAUGUAAAAACCGCUAGAGGAGCAGGAAGCCAAAAGAAAAAUAUUAAAAUGGUAGCAAUUGAUCGUAUUGUACCACCUAAUUGUUUUCCAGUGGAUACUCACAACUUCAGAUAUAUUGUAGAUCCUUAUGAUGAAACCAAUGACUUGGAGUUGUUCAGUCCUGUGAAAGUAAUGACAGAAAUAAUAGAAACAUAUAGUUCACAGUUCACAGGGCACUGGUUUGGAGUCAUGGGAAGUGAACAUGUCCCCAGUCAUGCAACAUGGGAAGAGCUGUUGAAAAGUUGCAGUGCAUUCGUCUUUUAUGGCAAAGAACAUUUUCUUGCUAAUUUAUUGCCAUCAAAACUUGUUUCCAUGAAUUUUCCAGAAUGUCAGCUGGUGAUUCUUCUCGAUCUGGUCCAAACCAGUCAAAGCUUCCGACGGCAGUCAAUACUAGACAGGGCAAAAAGUGCAUUGCAGUUGUCAACAGAGGGGCAAAUGAAUACAGCAAUACUCCUAAGCCUGACCGGAGUUCGUUCUGUUAUGCUUAAUCAGUGGCAGAGCACACUUCAAGACAAUGCCUUGAAGUUUAAGACAUUAUCAAAAAAUUUAUUGGAACUAGGCAAAACAACUGGUCAAACAAUUAUUGAAAUCACCAAAACUGGAAGGAGAAAUGUUUCUAAAAAUGAUACUGAAUUUUCUGCUGAGGAUCCAGUUAUUACAGUGAAUGAUGGUUCCCUUGGUUCUGCAUCUGAGCAUCCUAAAGACCAGGCCAGAAAGGAUCACCCGGAAGAACAUAUGACUCAGCAAAGUGCUUUUAAUUUCAUACUUUAUGGACUGCCAAAUCUUAUUGUCACCUGAGCUGUUACAAAUGAAAUAUUACAUUUUUGAGCAUAUGUUGUAAAUCUUUGAGAAUUUUCAGUGAUAACUUUUAAAAAUCUAGAAUUCAAGUAACUAUAAUCUGUCAGUUAUACAUUUUUGAAAUAUUUUGGGUGGAUUUAUUAGAUUUGAUUCAACAGUUUUCUUUUCCACAGAUUUAUUGUGUGAUUUGAAUUUCCAUAUUAAAUCACUAAUUGAUUUUACAUUUUGAUUUUAACAGAUGUUUUUGAAUGUUUUGGCCUAAAUUCUCUGGUAGAUGGAACAUUUAAUGCUCUAUUAUUCAGUAGUUUGAUGCAAUGGUAAAAAUUCUAGAAGUAUUCUUGUACAGAUAGUCAUAUUCAUUG